Messenger RNA from Meriones unguiculatus (Mongolian gerbil), 3430 nucleotides. RefSeq names its product actin binding LIM protein family member 2 (gene Ablim2). Gene Ontology annotation, molecular function: actin filament binding. Bases 169 to 2022 code for a protein of 617 amino acids. NCBI's taxonomy places the organism in Eukaryota, Metazoa, Chordata, Mammalia, Rodentia, Muridae. The record is from RefSeq and is a predicted model, not a curated record. Gene Ontology annotation, biological process: lamellipodium assembly. The transcript has 22 exons. Gene Ontology annotation, cellular component: actin cytoskeleton.
AGGGGGCGGGGCAGGAGCCCUGAGCUGCGGUGGUUCUGCGGACAGCGGGUUCUGUGCGCCUAGCCGCUGGCCUCAGGCGUGCUGAGGUUCGUGCGAGCGCCGCACCUGCGGGCCCGGUCUUCGGGCUGUCGCAGCGCGGGGACCGCCCUACUGGAAGCUGCCGCUGACAUGAGUGCAGUGUCGGAGCCCCAGGCUGCCCCUGCUCCCCUGGAGAAGCCGGCCAGCACCGCCAUCCUGUGCAAUACCUGUGGGAAUGUGUGCAAGGGGGAGGUGCUGCGAGUGCAGAACAAGUACUUCCACAUCAGAUGCUUUGUGUGUAAAGCUUGUGGCUGUGACCUGGCCGAGGGUGGCUUCUUCGUGCGACAGGGUGAGCACAUCUGCACUCGUGACUACCAGCGGCUCUAUGGCACUCGCUGCUUCAGCUGUGACAACUUCAUUGAAGGCGAAGUUGUGUCAGCACUUGGCAAGACGUAUCACCCCGACUGCUUUGUCUGUGCUGUCUGCAGGCUGCCCUUUCCUCCUGGGGACCGCGUGACCUUCAACGGGAAGGAGUGCAUGUGCCAGAAGUGUUCCCCGCCCACGUCACUGGGCAGCAGUGCUCACCUGGCCCAGGGCCUCCGGAGUUGUGGGGGCUGUGGCUUAGAAAUCAAGAAUGGCCAGGCCCUGGUGGCUUUGGACAAACACUGGCACCUGGGCUGCUUCAAGUGCAAGACCUGCGGGAAACUCCUCAAUGCAGAGUACAUCAGCAAGGACGGGCUGCCCUACUGUGAGGCUGAUUAUCACACCAAGUUCGGCAUCCGCUGCGAUGGCUGUGAGAGGUACAUCACAGGCCGCGUGUUGGAGGCCGGGGAGAAGCACUAUCACCCUUCGUGCGCGCUAUGCGUCAGGUGCGGCCAGAUGUUCUCAGAAGGCGAGGAGAUGUACCUGCAAGGCUCCUCCAUCUGGCAUCCUGCAUGUCGACAAGCAGCCAGGACUGAAGACAAGAGCAAGAUGCACAGCUCUGUUUGCAGCCAGCCCUGCCCGGGCACCCUGCCCUGUGCCUUACAGGAAACCAGGACUUCCUCGGAGAGCAUUGUCUCUGUGCCGGCCUCCAGCACGUCCGGGUCCCCAAGCCGUGUGAUCUACGCAAAGCUUGGCGAUGAGAUCCUGGACUACAGGGACUUGGCUGCUCUUCCCAAAAACAAAGCAAUCUAUAACAUCGACCGCCCCGACAUGAUCUCCUAUUCGCCCUACAUCAGCCACUCGGCCAUGGGGGACAGGCAGAGCUACGGCGAGUCACCUCAGUUGCUCUCACCAACGCCGACUGAGGGGGAUCAGGAUGAUCGGUCCUACAAGCAGUGCCGAACCUCCAGUCCUAGCUCUGCUGGCUCCGUCAGCCUUGGGCACUACACCCCAACCUCACGGUCACCCCAGCACUACAGUCGUCCAGCUGGUACUGUGAGUGUUGGUACCAGUAGCUGUCUGUCCCUGUCCCAACACCCAAGCCCUACAUCCGUGUUCAGACAUCAUUACAUCCCCUACUUCCGAGGCAGCGAAAGUGGCCGCAGCACCCCGAGUCUCUCGGUGCACUCCGACAGCAGGCCUCCUUCCUCUACCUAUCAGCAGGCACCGCGACACUUCCACGUCCCAGACACUGGCGUAAAAGAUAACAUCUAUAGGAAACCCCCUAUCUACAAGCAGCACGCUGCCAGGCGAUUGGAUGUGGAGGACAGCAGUUUCGAUCAGGAUAGCAGGAAGAAGACCACCUGGCUGCUCCUCAAGGGGGAUGCAGACACAAGAACUAACUCUCCGGACCUGGACAGUCAGUCUCUGUCCCUUGGCAGUGGGGCUGAGCGAGAACCUCUUCCGAGAAUGCCAGGGGACAGCUUCUACUCACGCUUCCCUUAUUCCAAACCUGACACUCUCCCAGGAACCAGGAAGGAUGGCCUGGACCUCCGGAAUGCCAACCAGGCCCCCUGUGGAGCAGACCCGGAUGCCAGCUGGGGCACGCGAGAGUACAAGGUAAGGGGACACCUGUACUAGCUGACCUCUCCCACCGCACUGCACCUGACCAGGUUAAAAGUUCCCUUUUGUUGCAUAUUCUCUAUGAAAUGCACGUGUCCGAAGCCCAGACAAGUAUGUAUCCGGGUUUGCCUUUUGGUCAGGCCAGGGGUACUUGCCUUUCAGGAUAACCUUACGGUGUCUUCCCUGCAGAUAUAUCCCUAUGACUCCCUCAUCGUAACAAACCGAAUCCGUGUGAAACUACCCAAAGAUGUGGACCGGACGCGGCUGGAGAGACACCUGUCACCUGAGGAGUUCCAAGAAGUGUUUGGGAUGAGCAUUGAGGAGUUUGACCGCCUGGCCCUGUGGAAGAGGAAUGACCUCAAGAAGAAAGCCUUGCUGUUCUGACAGCGCCAACGUCUUACCAGGAGCCUGUUGUGGGGCAAAGCUGCAGGACCCCACUGGCUCCCCCAAAUCCUCUCCUGUACCUUGCUCUGCUUCUCUGUGCCAGUGGGGCAGGGGGGUGCCUGCAGGAGGCAGGGUGGGGCCAGGCCCUGAGGAGCAUCCAGCAGGCAUGGUCCCUUGUGUAGCAAGGAUGCUCCCGCCCGUAGUUUAGGGCCAGGUGCCAGCUUGACCCUCUCCUUCGCGCCACAACUUGGCAUCAGGGCAGUGCUGCGGCCAGCUAUCAUAGGAGAUGGGGCAGAGCAUUCAGCCAGCCCAGCACCUUUCCAGCACCUUUCCAGCACCUUCCCAGCACCUGAUGUGCCCACAGCUGUGCUAGGAUUUGGGGCACAGAGCUGGGAGGAGGGUGAGAGGCUUGACACAGCAGGAAUGGUAAGUGUGAGGCUCCUCAGAACAUGAACAGUAUGCAGGCAGGCUGGCAUGCUGAGGCAGGGGAGCCAGGGCGAUGUCUGAGAGGCAGUGGGACUGUGUUUCUUGCAGUUAGUGUGACAGAUCUUUUCUGGGGAAUGAAUGUCGGCCUGACAGGGUGCCCCCGAACAGUGCUCUGUGUACUGUGCCCUUCUUCCAAAUCACCCCCUUAGUUGCCUAAAUGAUAUCUUUCAACUUACACAGAAGUUUUUAUUUUAUUAAAAAGUAUCGCUUCCGUACACAUAAGAAGACAUAUAUGCAGAGUUUAGUUUCACGGUCCCUCAGAAGGGGAGCGCCUCCGCCUUACACCCCCACCGUGCAGGCCUCUGUGCUUCCAGUCCUUGGUGUUCCUCAGAGACAGGAGCCCAUCUGUUUCCCUUUGUCCCUGCUCCUCUGUAUGUGUCACACAGACAGCCCCAAAGACAGACUCGCUCGGUAGUGCGGUUUGUAAAUACAUGUGAAACGUAUCUGUCUGCUUUUUAACUCACCGUCAUUUCCCCAAGUCUCAAAAAGAAGUGCGCCCCUGGUGGCCAAAAUCCUGGAAUAAAGGUUUCCCCAUUGUGGCCAUGUCUCACACAAA